AUGUCUCCACAGGAAGCCUGGAAGCACGCGAUUGAGAAGGCCAAGCACAUGCCUGACCCCUGGGCCGAGUUCCAUCUGGAGGACAUCGCCACAGAACAUGCUACUCGGCACAGGUACAACGCUGUCACCGGGGAAUGGCUGAAAGACGAGGUUCUGAUCAAGAUGGCAUCUCAGCCCUUUGGCCGUGGAGCAAUGAGAGAGUGCUUCAGGACGAAGAAACUUUCCAACUUUUUACAUGCCCAGCAAUGGAAGGGGGCCUCCAACUACGUGGCCAAACGCUACAUCGAGCCGGUGGACAGGAGCGUGUACUUUGAGGACGUCCAACUCCAGAUGGAGGCCAAGCUCUGGGGGGAGGAGUACAAUCGGCACAAGCCCCCGAAACAGGUGGAUAUCAUGCAGAUGUGCAUAAUUGAGCUGAAGAAUAGGCCAGGCCAGCCCCUCUUCCACCUGGAGCACUACAUUGAGGGCAAAUACAUCAAGUAUAAUUCCAACUCAGGCUUUGUCCGUGAUGACAACAUCCGACUAACGCCACAGGCUUUCAGCCACUUCACAUUUGAGCGUUCUGGUCAUCAGCUGAUUGUGGUGGACAUCCAGGGUGUGGGUGACCUUUACACUGACCCACAGAUCCACACUGAGACAGGCACUGACUUUGGAGAUGGCAACCUCGGUGUCCGGGGAAUGGCUCUCUUCUUCUAUUCUCAUGCCUGCAACCGGAUUUGCAAGAGCAUGGGCCUUGUGCCCUUUGACCUCUCCCCACGGGAGCAGGCUGUGGUGAAUCAGAGCACCAAGCUGUUGCAAUCAGCCAAGACCAUCUUGAGGGGGACAGAGGAGAAGUGUGGGAGCCCCUGCAUGAGGACACUCCCUGGCAGCCGACCCCCCUUGCGCCUUCACCUUUCAGAGAACUCUGGGGAUGAGAACAUGAGCGACGUGACCUUUGACUCUCUGCCUUCCUCCCCCUCUUCAGCCACACCUCACAGCCAGAAACUGGACCACCUCCAUUGGCCAGUGUUUGGUGACCUCGAUAACAUGGGCCCUAGAGACCAUGACCGCAUGGACAGUCACCGGGACAGUGGGGACAGCGGCUGCCCAAGUGAGAAGCGAAGUGACCUGGAUGAUCCUGAGCCCCGAGAACACGGCCACUCUAACAACAACCAAAGACGUGAAUCCGAUGAGGACAGCCUGGGCAGCUGUGGACGGGUCUGUGUGGAGACGUGGAACCUGCUCAAUCCCUCCCGCCUGCACCUGCCGAGGCCCUCGGCUGUGGCCCUUGAAGUGCAAAGGCUAAAUGCUUUGGACCUUGAAAGGAAAAUCGGGAAGUCUGUUUUGGGGAAGGUCCAUCUGGCCAUGGUACGAUACCACGAGGGCGGGCGCUUCUGUGAGAAGAAUGAGGAAUGGGACCGAGAGUCAGCCAUCUUCCAUCUGGAGCAUGCAGCUGACCUGGGAGAACUGGAGGCCAUCGUGGGCCUGGGACUCAUGUACUCUCAGCUGCCCCACCACAUCCUGGCUGAUGUCUCUCUGAAGGAGACAGAAGAGAACAAGGCAAAAGGCUUUGAUUACUUACUGAAGGCAGCAGAAGCUGGUGACAGGCAAUCCAUGAUCCUAGUGGCCCGAGCUUUUGACACCGGCCUGAACCUCAGCCCAGACAGGUAGUAUGGCCAUCACCUGGUUGAUGUUGGGGUA
This is a messenger RNA of Onychomys torridus (southern grasshopper mouse), 1680 nucleotides long. RefSeq names its product eukaryotic elongation factor 2 kinase (gene Eef2k). Lineage: Eukaryota; Metazoa; Chordata; Mammalia; Rodentia; Cricetidae. The transcript is spliced from 15 exons. Gene Ontology annotation, molecular function: elongation factor-2 kinase activity; protein binding; ATP binding. The record is from RefSeq and is a predicted model, not a curated record. The coding region runs from base 1 to 1650 and encodes 549 amino acids. Gene Ontology annotation, biological process: protein phosphorylation.